UUAUAACAGUAAAUUACAUAGUAUUGUGACUUUGAUCUUGCAGAAUGGAUUUCACUUUUUAUUUUGUUUUAACCCUUUUUAAUUUAGCCUGGUGUGCACAAAAAGUAUGCUUUAACGACAUUUCAAACGUGGACACAUCAUGUACUCCCGACUAUUAUUGGAGAGAUUUUUAUGGCAAAAUUCCACCAGACGCGAUCGAAGGUGGGAGGACAGCGGCUGGAACACCAUUUUAUGUCGCUCAAGUGUACAUCAGAAAUUUUGAACUGUUGCCAGCUAUGGUUUUUCCUAACAAACCAGAGGCUAUUACAAGCGCUUAUAAUAAAGAGCUUAAACCUACCACCCACAUAAAGGUACUAUGUAGCAAAAACAAAGAUAACUUUAAGUGGGUACCUACUAGAAGCGAAGAUUUAAGCCUACUUACAAACACCCAUCUUGUUGUUGGUGGUAAUGAAGUUGGCCAAGUACUGUACAUUGGAAGAGUUUUUGAUGAAACAUCCACAGUUUUGGGAAAAAUAUUCAAACAUAACCAACCCAACAAGGGAAUAUGGGUUCCAAGUCAAGGACACCAUGCUAAUUAUUUCAAUUAUGAAGUCUUGACUUACGUCUGUCCUAAUGAUAAAUUGGCUAUAGAAUCUGAAUAAAACUUAUUGUCACUGUC
Zophobas morio is the source of this 658-nucleotide messenger RNA. RefSeq lists its product as uncharacterized. The transcript is spliced from 3 exons. The record is from RefSeq and is a predicted model, not a curated record. The coding region runs from base 45 to 641 and encodes 198 amino acids. NCBI's taxonomy places the organism in Eukaryota, Metazoa, Arthropoda, Insecta, Coleoptera, Tenebrionidae.